Molecule: messenger RNA, 2499 nt
Organism: Trypanosoma conorhini
Lineage: Eukaryota; Euglenozoa; Kinetoplastea; Trypanosomatida; Trypanosomatidae
Product: putative DNAJ-domain protein
Exons: 1
Coding region: 1-2499 (832 amino acids)
Source: RefSeq, a predicted model, not a curated record
AUGCUGUCGCGCAGCACAUGGACUCGCGCCAUGACCCCGCGCGUCGCGCUCACGACGCUGGGCCUGACCUCCGCCUCCGUCUUGGACAUCUCCCAGUCCCGUGUGAAGAAGGCGUACAUUGCGCAGACGCUGCGCUGCCACCCCGACCUGCACCCCGAUGAUCCCGACGCGACUGAAAAGUUCCGGCGUCUCUCCGAGGCCUUCCGUGUGGCGCUGAAGUCGCUUGAAAUGGGGCUGCACGCGGGGGCCGCCGUGAGGAACGUCUCCGUGGACGACGGUCAAGGUGUGCUGGAUGCGCUGCGUCACGCCAUCGCGGCGUACCACAGCUGCCGAGACGCCACACGCGGCGGCGGGGCGGAGGCGGAGGCGGAGGCGCGUCAUGCGGCGGAGCGACUGGACACGUUUUCCUCGCACUCGUUGGAGUAUGUCUCGUCGGUUUGCCAGACGGAGGCGCUCGCCAUGCGGCGCGUGAAGCAGUUCUGCGACGAGCUUCCGGAGGUGCUGUGUGGAAAAUCGUGUGUCCUCUUCGAGGCGGUGGCAUUCUUCAACGCUCGCUACGUAGAGGCCAUGUCGCGCUGCGUCCUGCGCUUUUCGAGGCACCUCCCCAUCAUCGUCAAUCGCGUGGUGAAGGGACGCAAGCGGCACGUGCGGUACACGUACAACCAGGCGAACUCCGGGGUUGCGACGGGCAGCCGACCGCGGCAGCAGCGCAUCGAGGAAAUGGCAAUGAAGCCGCUUGUGCUUGUGGGGGCGCUCCUGUUUAAUCUGGCACCGACGCUGACCGCGGACGCGCGUGCGGCGCGGCGCCUCGAGGGCAGCCAGGCGCCCCCAGACGCCCACGAGGAGGUGAAGAGCACAUGCGGCGCCGUCUCGGAAAAGGAAAUAAAGAUAUGUGAGGAACUGAAGUGCACCAUCUACCCCUCAGACUCCAUAGGCGACAUCACGGAGAAAAUUGGGAAGUGGGAGGCGGCGAGCUACGAGAGACUGCAGCUGGAGCUGGCGAUGGUGGACACCACCUCUUUGCUUUCAAACAUGCUGGAUCUGCACGAGCACGCACUUACAGUCAUGCAUCACCUGCACCUUUCAAAGGAAGUCUCUGAGAAGGUUUCGCUCACGCUUCAAAAACUUGUCUGCGGGUUAUGCUACCACUGCGACGAUCCCAUGCAGGACUAUGAGGAAGCUGCAUGCGGGGACGGAGGAGGAGAAGAAGCUGGUGAGAAACCGAUUGCGGACGGCAUCCGUCGUUGCCGGCGCUUGGCGCGCCUGACGGCGCCUUACAUCGAGGGAAACAUCGCCUUGACUUGGAACGGCGAGACCCCGUUGGUGGAGAGCACGGAGGAAGUGGCUGUUGGGGACGAAGACGGAGCCUUCUGGAGGAAGUGUGGGAAAAAGGAUGCCGUGAAUCACGACAUUGUGGUCGCUCGUCACAUGUCAUGCUGCACGGCUGAAGUGAUACGCUUCUCCGUCGCCGUUAAGCUGUCUAAAGACAUUGGGGAGUUUCUGACGCGCCUGAUAGCUGCCAUGGAAAGCGUCCAAGAGCAGGCCGAAUUUGCCAAUUCGUUGCUGCCGCGGCUGCUCGGUGUGAGGGAGAAGGUGGUGAAUGAGGAAUUUAUCCCGGUGCAAAAGCAACCGUGCGGUGAGGAAGCACCUUCCUUGAAGGCGAGGGAAAAGGAGGAGGAAGGAGGGGGAGUGGCUGGAAUGUGCGCGGGGGCAGAAGCGAGGGCGAAUUUACACGACCCUGGUGUUACUGUCAAGGAGGCGUCGUGCGAGGGGCACAACGGGGAGGAAACCAGCGAAGCCGCUGGAUAUUGCUAUCGAGGGCCAAUCCGCUGCUUCCCGCGCAUUUUUUCUAUGAGUACUGCAAUGGAGUUAAACUACUGGCAGAUGUUGCAUGAGAACCGCGCCUAUUUGGCGCAGCACGCUCCUGCGAUGAAUCCCAUUAAUGUGUAUUACAACUGCCUGCCGCAUAAGCCGCACCCGCACGCUAUGCAGGUCGAAGAAAAUUCUUUCAAGGAAGAGUUAGUUGGAGGAUGGAUUGGCGAAGCUGAGGAUGGGACAGAUGACGCCGUCAUCACCCAUAAGGAGUUGGAAAGUGGCCCCGCGUUCCGGGAGUGGCUAGAGGACGUUGUGGAGCUGUCUUCGCUUAACAGGGAGUGUCACCGAAUCGCGGGCGAGGCCGGAGUUGGUUACGUUAUGAGAGACCCUACACUCCCACUCCCGCAAUAUCUGUCAUUUGUCAAAGUAUUCUGCGCAGCUGCCGGGGUGCGUGGAAUUCUUGAAAAGAAAGCAGGCAGGACACGCACAGCGACAGCAGAAGACACGGGACUACUCAUCGUUGUCGGGACGGAGUGUGACGUGCGAGAUGGUGGCCGCCUGCUCGUGCCGUGGUGGAUGGAUCCAUCGGUUCUUUUGGCGCUGCUGCAAGACGACACCCAAGAUGGCGGGACCAGGCUGAUUGAGGAAGGUGUGGAGCAGCCUUUCGCAGGAGGAUCGCUUUAA